Molecule: messenger RNA, 3810 nt
Organism: Antechinus flavipes (yellow-footed antechinus)
Lineage: Eukaryota; Metazoa; Chordata; Mammalia; Dasyuromorphia; Dasyuridae
Gene: RBM12B
Product: RNA binding motif protein 12B
Exons: 2
Coding region: 846-3083 (745 amino acids)
Biological process (GO): regulation of RNA splicing
Cellular component (GO): nucleoplasm; ribonucleoprotein complex
Molecular function (GO): RNA binding
Source: RefSeq, a predicted model, not a curated record
UUUAUCCUCCCCCACUUUUUAUUUCCUCGGGAAGCGGUUGUGGUGCAGAAGGAGACCUCCCAGGCUCGGCUGGGAGCUUGAGACUCGGGAGCCGCGUUAAGUUGGUUUUACAGAAUUAUCAGGUCUUCGAGAAAAAAAAUAAAUAAUCAAACAGGUAAGCUGUCUAGAGCAUAAUGCUUUUCACUGAGCCUUGUCAAAGAUCAUGGCUUUUCUCACAGAACUCUACCCGGAAAAAUAGAAUUGUACACCUGGGUACCUAUGACUUCUGCUCUUUAAGUCUGAUCUACAGUGCGCCAUUGUUAGGUAGUUUUACAUUGGUGAGCAGAAAUCAUCCACUGAUAGAACUUGUCUGAGAACAAAAUUCAUCAUGGUUGGUGAAUUAUUUUAAUUCUAAAGUUUUUAUUUUUGUCUUUUAAUAUUCUAUCAGUUAAGACUUUUCAGUGCAAGAGAGAUAGAAUUCUAAGUCAAACUAUUAAGAGUUUGGUCUUGGUAUGAAGCAGCAAUUGGCAGGCUGAAGCCAUGCCAUGGAAGAUUUGAUUUUUUUUUCCUUUUUUUCAUUUUGGCAUUUGGAUUGUGCAGGGCAGGUGAUAUGGGAUGUUUCUUUGAGGAAGAAGUUGUUUUUACUUUUUUUUUAGUUGGGAUAAAGUUCUUCCCAUGAUUUCUUAAGAAUAAGAUAGGAUCAAUAUGUUUUGUGAACUUGAGUCUCGCUUUCAUUCAUAAAUCUUGAAUGAGAAAGAAACUAGUAAUUAAAGGUUUAGUUUGUGCUAAGAUAUUAUAAAAGUAAGACUUGCUAUUAUGUGUACCUUUUUGUCUGCAGGUCAUUAUUGCUGUGGUUUGAGCUCAGCAUGGCUGUAGUCAUCCGUUUACAGGGGCUUCCUGUUAUUGCGGGGCCUGUGGAUAUUCGUCACUUCUUCUCGGGAUUGAAUAUUCCUGAUGGAGGAGUGCAUAUAAUUGGAGGAGAAAUUGGGGAGGCUUUUAUUAUUUUUGCAACAGAUGAAGAUGCACGACGUGCCAUGAGUCGGUCAGGAGGGUUUAUCAAGGACUCCCCUGUAGAGCUUUUUCUUAGCAGCAAGACAGAAAUGCAGAAUACCAUAGAAAUGAAACGAAAAAGAUUUGAUCGUGGAGGAAGAGAACUGAUAUCAGGCUCCAAAAGACCAGGAUCUAGUAGUUCUGGUGCAUCAGGGGUUGGCAGCCUAUCUAAUUUAGUUGAGGCUAUUAAGAAAGGAAUAAAUAAACCUGGCUAUGAUCCUUCGGAUGAUCCAGAGGCUGGUUUUCAUACCAAUGGUACAAGACAUGGUAUUACGGGGCCAAGAAAAGAAACACGUACAUUCAAAUCAGAUAACCGUUACUUAUUUUUACGUGGUUUGCCAUACUCAGCAACUGAAGAUGAAGUACGUGCUUUCUUUCCUGGAUUAUGUGUGGAUGGAGUUAUUUUACUAAAACAUCCAACUGGCAGAAAUAAUGGUGAUUGCUUGGUAAAAUUUGCUACAUCUCAUGAUGCUUUAGGAGGUCUUCAACGCCAUAGACAUUACAUGGGCUCAAGAUUUGUUGAAGUCAGUCCAGCUUCAGAGCAACAGUGGAUUGACUGUGGCGGUAGUGUAGAUAUAAAGGAUGAAGUUCAUUUCAGAAGUGAAGAGCGUUCUCCACAAAGAGGAAUAAAUGAUGCACAUUCAAAAAAACGAUCGCGAUCAAAAUCCCCAAGAAGAGUGAAAAGACGCUCCCGUUCCCCUCACAAAUAUGGAUUUUAUGUUCAUUUAAAAAAUCUGUCACUAAGUGUUGAGAAGAGAGAUAUAAAAAAUUUCUUUAGAGAUACUGAUCUGGCCAGUGAUCAGAUUAAAUUUUUGUAUAAGGAUCAGAAAAGAACAGGAUCUGCCUUUGUGAUGUUCAAGACAUUGAGAGACUAUAAUUCUGCUCUCGCCUUACACAAAUUUAUAUUAUUUCAUCGUCAAGUUCUUAUUGAUCCUAUAUCUAAAAAAACAAUGCUGAAAUUCAUUGAAUGUUAUGAAAAAAAAAGAUCAGGGUCAGUGGGGAGAGAACGACCUGGGCAUAUUCCAGAAAAAAACUACCGGGAAGGACAUUCUGGCCCAAAGCUGUGCAUAUAUAUAAGAAAUUUUCCAUUUGAUGUCACUAAAGUUGAGGUACAAAAGUUCUUUGCCGGGUUUUCUAUUGAUGAGGAUGAUGUUUACUUGCUUUAUGAUGACAAAGGAGUUGGUCUGGGAGAGGCACUGGUGAAAUUUAAAUCAGAAGAACAGGCAAUGAAAGCUGAAAGUUUAAACCGACGAAGGUUCUUGGGAACAGAGGUAUUAUUAAGACUUAUAUCUGAGGAACAAAUGCAGGAGUUUGGUGUGAAUAUUUCAUCUAUCUCAGGUGAGAAAAUGCAAGAUCAUUCACAGACACGAGAUAGAGAUGAACAUUCCCAUUCAGUUGAUACACAAGGACCAUCUGUACAUUCAUUUGGCCCUCCUGGAAAAUUCCGCCAUCCCCCAGAGGAUUUUCGUCAACAACCUGACAAUUUCCGGCAUCCUUCAGAUGAUUUCCGGCACCCUCCAGACAGACACCCUCCAGAUGAUUUCCGACACCCUCCAGAUAGACACCCUCCAGAUGAUUUCCGGCACCCUCCAGACAGACAUCCUCCAGAUGACUUCAGGCAACCGGAUAAUUUUAGACCACCACCUGAUGAUUUCAUGUGCCCACCUGAUGAUUUCAGAGGUCCUCGUCCUUUCAUGAAUUUUGGUCCCCCUGAAGGUGAACCUUUUGGCAGGUUUGAUUUUGGAAACAAUAACAUGGGAGGCUUUCCAGAGGGAAGAUUUAUGUCUGAUCCAAAUUUCAAUUGUGGCUCAGGUAGAGUAACUCCUAUUAAAAUAAUGAAUCUUCCAUUUAAAGCAAAUGUCAAUGAAAUCUUGGACUUUUUCCAUGGUUAUGGAGUAAUACCAGAAUCAGUUUCAAUACAGUAUAAUGACCAAGGAUUACCAUUAGGGGAGGCCAUUGUUGCAAUGGUAAACUAUGAUGAGGCUAUGGCUGCUAUUAAUGACCUGAAUGACAGACCAGUUGGCCCACGAAAAGUUAAACUAAUUUUGCUCUAGAGGCUACUUAGCAAUUUACAUUUCCCUCCAACUCCCCCACAGUAUUGGUGCAGCAAAAUGCAUUUGUAUAAAAAAAGUGUUUAUUUUUAAUUACCAAAAAACCUCCCCAAACCAUUAAUUUUGACAAUUCCUAUGAAGAGCAAAUUGUAAAUAGUGGAAUGUUUAGAUCUUUUUUCAUAAGGUGUUUGUUUUUUUUUUUUUUUUUUUUUUUGAGUGUGAGUGUGAGUGUGCGUGCGUGUGUGCGCAAAUUGCCAUCUAACUUUUUUAAAUUUUCAACUUCAUUAUGCUUUAUUCUUUGACGGUGGAUAAUAGCACUAAUCCUUUAAAUGAUUUAUGUAAAUUGCAUAGUUUAAUUUCAAAAAUUGAAAAGUAGAGUUGUAAUGUUAUUUGGGAAAAGGGAAAUUUUUAUUCCUCCUUUCCAUAGUCCAUAGUAUCUUUAUACAAAUGUUUAAGGAAAUGUUAAAUGAUUUGUUCAGGUAUGACAUUUUCAUUGCUUACCUGAUUGUACAAAUAAAACUUCCUAACCAUCACCUGGGACAAUACUGUAUUAGUCCCAUGUUAAAAAUUGCAAAAUGGACAGAAUGUAAACUUGAAAAUUUCUUCUGUGAAAAAUCUUAUUAGACUUGUUAAAUUGUUUCAUAUGUUCACAGGAAUUCUUAAAAGUUUCCAUGUUCAUUACUUUACAGAAUUAAAAAAAAAAUAAAGAUACAGCUGAAUGGACCAACUA